AUGGAUCCCAACGACCAGCCUUACGGGGGCAGCGAAGCUCCCGAUAAGGAGAAGAUGGAUCAGAUUCGAGCACGCCGACUCGCCAAGCUUGGCGCACCGAAACCCCAGCCAGACGACAGCAGCAGCAGCGCCGACGGCCAGGCCACGCCCAAGCCAACGACAGCAGACACACCGUCCGGCGAAGCCGCUCCCAAGACAAAGAUCAACAUCACACUCGCCGCCGCGGCUCCCGCGCGCUCUGGACCUAAUCCGUUCACGCAGCUCCGCAUGGACAAACAGAGCGACGCCAACCGCCCGGCUGGCUCGCCAGCCAGCAAUGCCGCGCCCCCGCGCAAACAGCCCUCGCAGCAGGCCGCUGAGACGGACGAGCAGUACGAGCACCGCAUCCUGACCAACGUCUUCCGCCUCUCCGUCGACCCCCACCACAUGAGCACCCCGCAGGGCGUCCGCCUCACCUUUCUGCCCAACCUCAACGAGGAGAUGAACGAGUCGGGCGAGCCCCUGCGGUUGUCGACGAGCACGCUAGACCAGGCCAUGAUCGAAGCAUGCAGCAACUGGCCCGAGGACAAGCCGCUCCUGAACUACCUGCUUCCUUGCUGGAAGCGCGCAGUUAAGCAGGCCGGCCAGAAGACGACGUCCCCGACGCGGCAGCAGCUACACGAGGAAGCAAAGAGAUUGUGCAUGAGCAACUGUCUGUUUGCUAUCACAAUGCCGGAUCUCUACGGUCGCUCUGCGAACCCCAACCACGAUACCAUUGCGCCACAGCUGCUCCGGCCACCUGCGGACGAAAACAGCAUCUGCUACGACUUCAUACAAGAGGCAAUCAAGAGGUUUGACGAAGACGAUGCGAUCCCAAACAUUUUCAGCGAUGCCAUGGUUCGCAUAAGUAACCAGCUCGGGACUAUAUCUAUGAACGAGGACUACAAGCCAUAUGUCCAGGCUUUGAUCGCCUACACACGAUUUCCCAUUCUCAUCACAAACCUCUCAAAACACGCCACCUUUAACAUGGCACAGUCUGCCGCGGGCAUCGAAAAGCACACUUUGCUAGGUCCCUUUUUCCGUCUCUCGCCCCUUCAGCCCGAGGUGAUCAAGAGCUACUUCCCAGGUGCCCGAUCGCUGGACAAAGGCCGCAUAACAAACGCGCAGGAAUCUCUUCGCAUGGUGUUGCGAACUCACCAAGACGACCUCUUCAUGAUUGCCAACGCCUUCAUAAGAGCAGGCGCAGACACAAGAGCUCGAACACUGGAUUGGUUCGCAUACAUCAUGAACACAAAUCACAAGCGAAGAGCUAUUCAGGUUGACCCUCGAGAAGUUGCUUCUGACGGUUUCAUGGUCAACAUUACCACAAUCAUGGAUCGAUUUUGCGAACCCUUCAUGGAUAACGACUUUAGCAAGGUGGACAAGAUCGAUAUCAAGUACCUGCGGCGCAACCCUCGUGUCGACAUCAAGGACGAAACCAAGAUCAAUGCCGAUCAAGCCACGGCUGACAAGUACUAUGAGACGAAAGAGGGCGGAGAAAGCAACUUUAUUUCAGAGGCCUUCUUCCUUACGCUCGCGGCCCAUCACUAUGGCAGCGAGGCAUUAAACUCUCAGCUCAAGAACCUCGACAGAGACAUCAAGUACCUGGAGACGCGGGUCCAGGCCAUGGAAGCAGAGCGCCCAAAGGUGGCCAAUAAUCCACAACAACUACGCCUUUUUGAGGAGACAGUGAAGCGCCAUGUUGCCGUCCUGGAAAGAACGAUUGGGCUGAGGCAUGCUAUUGAAGGUGUUUUACUUGAUGAGCGCAUGCAGAGCACAUCGCUCCGCUUCAUGCGCUAUGUUGCAGUCUGGCUGCUGCGCAUCGCCACUGGCCAAGACUACAAGCCCGGCAAGGAAAGCCAAGUCAUCAAGCUUCCACUGGCCGACCAGAACCAAGAGGCGUUUGCGUGCCUCCCCGAGUAUGCGCUGCAAAAUAUCGUAGACAACUUCAAAUUUGUCUUUAAGUGGCUACCUACCAUUCUCCCCAGUGCCGUUGGCGAAGAGAUGAUUGCCUUGUGCAUCACGUUUCUGCGCUCAUCGGAAUGGAUCAAGAACCCGUACCUCAAGUCUUCUCUAGUGUCAUUGCUGUUCUACGGCACGUGGAACUUUUUGCACCUGAAGAAGGGUGUUCUGGGCGACCAGCUCAUGUCGCUGCCUUUUGCCAACGAAUACCUUCUUCACGCGCUGAUGAAGUUUUACAUUGAGUGCGAGUCGACUGGCAACAAUGCCUUUUACGACAAGUUCAACAUUCGCUAUGAAAUCUUCCAAGUCAUCAAAUGCGUUUGGUCCAACGACGUGUACAAGCAGCAGCUCACGCGGGAAAGCAAGGUUAACCGGGGCUUCUUUGUACAGUUUGUCAACAUGCUACUCAACGAUGCCACUUAUGUCCUGGACGAAGCACUCAGCAAGUUCCCCAAGAUGCGCGCCUUGGAAAUCGAGCUCAAGGACCAGAGCCUCUCGGCAGAAGACCGCCAAAAGAAGCAGGAAGAACUGCAGACUCUCGGCAGCCAGGCCACCUCGUACAUGCAGCUCGCUAACGAGACGCUCGAGAUGAUGAAGCUCUUUACCAAUGCCCUCAGCGACGCCUUUACCAUGCCGGAAAUCGUAUCGCGCCUGGCCAGCAUGCUCAACUACAACCUCGAGACGCUCGCGGGCAAAAAGGCGGCGGCGGAGCUCAACGUCGAGAACCGCGAAAAGUACCACUUCCGCCCCAUCCAGCUGCUGUCCGACUUUGUCGAGAUUUACCUGCACCUCGGCCGCUCGCCCGUCUUCAUCGACGCCGUCGCCGCCGACGGCCGCUCUUUCAAGCCCGAGGUGCUCGACCGCGUCACAACCAUCCUCACCUCGCGCCACCAAAAGGACCCGUCCGACAUGGCGCGCUGGGAAACGCUCAAGGCGCGCUUCAGCGACGCCAAAAAGGUGCUCGACCAGGCCGAGCUCGACCUCGGCGACGUGCCCGCCGAGUUUGAGGACCCCAUCAUGGGCGACCUCAUGCGCGAUCCCGUCCUGCUCCCCAGCAAGCACAUUGUCGACCGCUCCACGAUUGUGCAGCACCUGCUCAGCGAUCCCAAGGACCCCUUUACGCGCCAGCCCAUGACGGUCGAGGACGCGCUGCCGCAGACGGAGCUCAAGGAGAAGAUUGAGCAGUGGCGCGCGGAGAAGAUUGCAGAGGCCAGGGCCAAGCUGGUCGCCUCGCAGCAGGUGGAGGAGAAGCCGAGCGCAGGAGCGGAGGCGAUGGAUACGACGGAGGGGUAA
Messenger RNA from Akanthomyces muscarius, 3273 nucleotides. RefSeq lists its product as uncharacterized. Gene Ontology annotation, cellular component: ubiquitin ligase complex; nucleus; cytoplasm. Gene Ontology annotation, molecular function: ubiquitin-ubiquitin ligase activity. Gene Ontology annotation, biological process: protein polyubiquitination. Lineage: Eukaryota; Fungi; Ascomycota; Sordariomycetes; Hypocreales; Cordycipitaceae. The record is from RefSeq and is a predicted model, not a curated record. The coding region runs from base 1 to 3273 and encodes 1090 amino acids. The transcript has 6 exons.